AACAGCAAGGCUUGUACAUAAGACAGUGACUCCCCUCCUCAGGGGUAAAGUGGUGAGUACCUGAGAGGAGUCGCUUCAGCACCAAAAACAUGAGAGUCUUCGUAGCAUUAGCGUGCUUGCUGGCAAACUGCCUGGCCCAGAAGCCUCAGCCGUGUGACUGGCCUCCUAAGAUGACUGGGGAGUCCACGGGGAACUUUACAAAUGAUGUCACCGGGGUCAGAAUGAGAUUCGUGUACGAUGCAGUGGGACAGCGGAUAAGGGUCUUUCAGAAUGUAACUCAGUAUAACAAGACUAUCAAUACUGAUUCUCUUCUUCUCUUCAAAGAGAAAGUCAUGUACAACAUCAAUGACCAGAACCGUACCUGCACCAAACUCCCUGUUCAGGGAGACUUCCACCCUAUGGGCGUCCCAAAAGACGCCUCUCUGCUGGGCCAGGUCGUCCUCGGCAGCUCGUCUGGACCUGGUGAAGGACUCAUGGUCAACACAUGGUUGGAAAAUUUCCCCGAUGGAGGAGAUAUUAUAAGCACAGUGACUGCAGUCGGAUGCAUUCCUGUCAGUGUUGUGCAAGAGGUCAAAGUUGAUGAACAAGUCCUUGGAUGGACGGUGCAGAGCUUCUUCAACAAUGUCAUCGGGAUUCCAGACCCUAGUCUGCUCAGUCCCCCGUCCUUCUGCAAGGAUGCAAAAAUGAUGAACACCAAGGAGCAGGUGGACUUCUUUAGUCUGUUCAUCCACAAGAAGUAAGAGCCUCCAUCAGCCAACGUGUCCAACCAUCAAGAAGAUUUUUGAUAAAUCAAAUUUAGACACUGAAUUGUAUUUUUGCUGUCUGUAAUUUAAAUCAUUUAUGAUGAAAAUAUGCAACUCCAAGCUUUCUUUAUUUGAGUAUAAUACAUUGAAAAAAAUAUGAGGAUUUCAAAACAGCUUUACUCUGCAGUAUCGCUCAAAUCUUGGGAGUAUUGUGGACAAGUCAGGAGCACAUAUUUAUGCCAGAAAAGCAUGAAAAAGUGUAUUUUGUACAAUAUGUCACCUUUAAUGCGAACAACCUAAAUUUAGGACGGUACUUCAUUCAAAAUAAAAAUUUGAAAUUUUAGUCUCAGAUGUUUUAACAGGUCAACAGUAAUGAAAAUAACUUUUAUGAUAUAUGCUUUCAUUCUGAAGCCUUUUUCUCAUAUUCAGCAUGAAUGUUCCUGAUUUCCUAAAGGGGCACUACUGUAACAGUUUAUUAAAUCUGAAUAAAAAGAUGCUUCAAAA
Cheilinus undulatus (humphead wrasse) is the source of this 1247-nucleotide messenger RNA. Its product is annotated as ependymin-like. The record is from RefSeq and is a predicted model, not a curated record. Gene Ontology annotation, molecular function: calcium ion binding. NCBI's taxonomy places the organism in Eukaryota, Metazoa, Chordata, Actinopteri, Labriformes, Labridae. Gene Ontology annotation, biological process: cell-matrix adhesion. The transcript has 6 exons. Bases 90 to 740 code for a protein of 216 amino acids. Gene Ontology annotation, cellular component: extracellular region; lysosome.